Messenger RNA from Rhagoletis pomonella (apple maggot), 4392 nucleotides. RefSeq lists its product as uncharacterized. Gene Ontology annotation, cellular component: nucleus. NCBI's taxonomy places the organism in Eukaryota, Metazoa, Arthropoda, Insecta, Diptera, Tephritidae. Gene Ontology annotation, biological process: cell fate commitment; positive regulation of transcription by RNA polymerase II; negative regulation of transcription by RNA polymerase II. The transcript has 9 exons. Bases 252 to 3155 code for a protein of 967 amino acids. The record is from RefSeq and is a predicted model, not a curated record. Gene Ontology annotation, molecular function: zinc ion binding; RNA polymerase II cis-regulatory region sequence-specific DNA binding; DNA-binding transcription factor activity, RNA polymerase II-specific.
CGGAAUUAUCCCUGGCACAUGGCAAUACUGUACAUGAUUGGUGUUGUUCGUUGCCUUGUAAUCAUGGUGAUUGAUUCGGUCUGCCUCAAAUACGCGAAAAACUAUAGUUUCUGUUGACGAUGUAGAAAAAUCGUUGUAAUCUAUCGGUUGAGAAAAGUUUUUUACCUACCAAAACGUUGAAAUAAAGGGAAUAUAUACCCAUUGUGAAGUGCUUAAAUUGUGUGAAAAUAAUUUCCCAUAAUCCAAUAACUAUGUGUAAUGUACCACCUAAGUUCUAUCAAGUUUGUCGUUUAUGCCUUACUUUGGUCAAAGAGCAUGACGUUGAGGUGCUGCAAAUAUUUAAUUCAUCAUCAGCAACAGCUACAACUACGACGGCAGUGCCUUUUGGCAAUGAUAUUCAAACAAAAGAAGCCCCUGCAAAUGCAAAUAUCCUCGGCCAACAGUUUCACCAUCACCAUCACCACCAUCAUAUUCAUCCUCAACAAUUUGGGAGGCCACAGAGCAGUUGUAGUACAAAAAAUGAUUGUGGCUCUGAUAACCAAUCUCAAUCGCCUGUACCAGUUUUCAAGAGUGAGGAAGAGAUAUCAGAUAAUAAUCUAAGUACACUCGUGCCGAUUGUGCCUUCUUCCAUUGUUGCAACUGAUACUUCUACAUAUGGAAUCAGUCAAUUGAUGUCCAAAUCAUUGAAAAAUAACGAAGCGGGGGACUUUUCAACGUCUAAUACACAAAUACAUGCAGAAAACGCCACACAUGUGAAACACAAGAUUACAUUAUCCAAUGAUAACGAAGAAGGCAAAAGCAAUGAUGGCAUGUCUCUGGGAGAGGAGGUGUUCAAGAAGGAAAACCAUGAUGAUUCAUCACCACAUAUUACCAUUCAAAUACUCAGCUGUCUCUCUAUAAAGAUUUCACGAAAUGAUGGCUUGCCAGCCAUUGUAUGCCGCAACUGCAGAGCUCAAUUGAAUGCAUUUUGGAACUUUCGAUUGAUGGCUCAAAAGGCAGAUUUUACGUUAAAGGAGUUAACGAAAUUUUCUAAACAGAAUUCUAUGGGAAGUGAUACCCAUUUCACAAGCAUUUCAAGAUCACCACCAUGCGGAAAGUCUUCUUCGGAGAGAAUGGCAGCCAAGGCUUUAACAGAAUUAAGUAAAUCAUCAAAAAGUUAUUUUGGUGGAUAUAAACCAAUAAAUCCUACUGCCGAAAAUUAUGCUGAAGCUUGUACAUUUAUACCAGCUACCGUAGCCGUCGCUAAAUCGCUUCAAAAGCCGAAUAUAAACGAAAAUGAUGACAUUUACAAUACAGCGUCCUGUUCUUCGAAAACUCCGCCCAUAAUGAAGAAAUUAAGUGCGCUAUCACCACCACUAGCGCCACCUGCACCGCCUCCGCCUCAGCCGCGUUCAGGCGAACUUAAUAAUUCUCUAACUGCGCCUGUAGUAACAGCCAAAGCAACAGCAACAACACCUACGACAGUAAUUACAACAACGGAAGAAAUGUUGGGAAAUCAAACGGCCGCAGCGUAUUAUUCCAAUGAUAACCCCUUAAAAUAUGAUGGUGUCAUUUCGCCGAAUACAAUUGCAAAUAAUUUGAUAAAUAUGAAGAACGAGAAUUUACCGAAUAUUGAGAAAAUUAGAAAUUUGCAACAAAAACUCGAAACGGCUGCUGUGCUUAUGGAUAUUAGUAAAAAAGUGAUCAUAUCACCACCAUGCUCGAAUCGCCAGUCUCCAAAUCUACCUUCAAUGCAAACAACAGAUGAAAGUAUUAAAAAUUCUGUGAUAAAAACUGAACGUCCAUCAAAUGAAAAGACAACAACAGUAGUAACAUCAACAGUUACAACAACACUACAAGAUGGAAAGGAAAUAGACUUAUCAAUUAAAAAGCCGAAACUUGAAUUCUCAAACACUCAACAAACAGCAACAAACGUAUCUCAAUUACUUCAUUACACUCGUCCUACAAUACUCGAAUUGCAACAACAGCAUCAACACCACCAACAACCACAACAAACACAUACCCAACCUGUAAAUUUAGAUUUAGAAAAUGCAAGUAUUAUUAAAGGAGGAAUUGAAAAUACAAGUAUACCUUGUAGUAGUACUCAAUUACCAAUACCAAAUAGAAAGGAAACACCAGCAGCCACAGCAGCUGUAGGCGCAGUAGCUUACACAGACUCCGAUGAGAGUUCCGAUUCGAAUCGUUUAGAAAUGGAUAUGAGUUCAAUGCUAAAUGAACGCAAAUCGCCGGACAGUAUAACAUCAGAAGAGCAAGUAACGGAUAUUGCGACCACACAAUUGUGGCAGGCGCUUGCCAGAUCGGCUGCAAAUAACGAAAAUAAUCAGCUACUCCGGCAUAUGAUACAUCAAUCGCUAGUAUUCCCUGCGCCGCCAACUGCAAUAUCAGCUGAGAAUGUACCUGAGCAACCGAUGGCAUUACUGAAGAAUGAUAACCUAAAUAAAUUGUGCCGAAGAAAACAAACAUGUCCGACGAAAAAUGAUGCAAUCGAACAACUGCCCAAUGUGUUGGCUGUUAAUGCUCAAAAUCUCGAGAUUAAUGCCGGUACACAUAAUCAUGUUGCUGUUGCGGCCGCAGCUGCAGCGGCAGCUGCAUCAAUGCAAGAGAAAAAGAACAACAAGAAUGCUGGCGCUGGCACUGCUGGCAUAAUAAAUAAUCCAAAAGAUAUGUCUUGCUCCAAUUGUGGUACACUUACUACGACUAUUUGGAGACGUAGUAUUCGUGGUGAAAUGGUAUGCAAUGCUUGUGGUUUAUACUUUAAAUUGCAUGGCGUUAAUCGGCCGCAUUCGAUGAGACGCGAUACGAUACACACACGUCGAAGACGUCCGAAGGAAUGUGAAAAAUCGAAGAAAAAAAACAAACGCUCAAGCUCGCCUUCCGAAGUAUUAUGUAAAAUGCCCGUCUGUGGUACGAGUGGCUCAGGAGUUGAGCUCAAGCAGAAUGUGUUUUUAACUGUUGAAAAUCCAGAGACAUCUGUUUUAGCUUUUGCGAAAUUCAAGCGACACAUGGACGAGGAACAAGCGAAUAUGAUAAAAGAGGGAUUGUUAAAGAAAAAGAAACUACAACAAGGUUCGAUUGAAGUAAAAUUCAAUCAAAUGGACGAUUUUUUAGUACCUCUCAAUCUUGUCUCCAGUGAAAAUAAUACUAAGUUAACAUAAAACGCCAAAUCAAAAUAACAAGAAAGCAGAAAUUACAAAGAAAAAAAUAAGUUACAAAACACAAAACAAAAAAAAGGAGAACGUGAAAAUUUAGCAAGUAGAAGACUAUGAGUGCCGCGCAAGCAAGAAAGGUAGCAAACGCAAAACGCAAAUUACAAAAAAAAAACGAACAUAAAAUUAAAAAAAAGAAAAUCUGAAAUUGUAGAAAUCAAAGAAAACGGGGAAAAAAUUACACACAGAGCAGAAACAGUAAGAAAAGUAACCAAUACCAAAACAGAAAUGAAAUAAUGUUUAUAUAGAGUGGAAGGUAAAGCGAUGUUUUAACAUUAAUUAAUUCAUUAAUUAAUUUAACCAAGGGCAUAUAUACUUAAAUACAAUUUUAUAAGUUAAUAAUUUAUUGUAAUUAAAAGUAAAAAAAAAAAUCAAAAAAAAAAGAAAAAAAUCAAAGCUUCAGUAUUUUUUGAACCACAAUGACAAUGUUUAAUACUACCCCUUAAUUAAAUAAUAGGAUCGCUUGUUUUAGUACAUACAUACAUAUUAAUUGCACAUGCUUAUGUAUGUAUGGAAAUAAGAGUUGUACAUAUUUAAAAGCAAACAACAACAAAAAGAGCAGUUUUGAAUCUUAACGAGAAAGAAAAUAAAACAAAAACGAUUGAAAAAUCACUCAAAAAAUAGAUAAUACACUCACUCACUUUAAAAUCUCUUGCCUAUAUGCGAAUCAUGUGAUAAUUACUUACAUUUAAUCUAAUAAUAUCGAACUUAUUAAUCUUAUUAAAAAAAAAAAAGAAAGCAAUACAAAUUUCACAUAAGUACAGGGUGUUUUAAUUCGCAUAUAUUAAUGGACAAUCACAGAAAGGUCUUAUUACUCAAAGUUCAAACCUUGUUUUUCUCAAAAGAAAUAAAGCAUAUGCGUGCGCACGUACAAACAAACUCAAGGUGCAUGUGCAUAUACAUAUGUAUGUACAUACCUCUGCAUUGUUGUAGUAUGCAUGCAUGUGCUUACGAGCAUGCAAAAAUUAAUAUUAUGAGAGUAAUGUCUAACAUUAGCAUCAACAACAACAACAACAACAACAGCAUAUUAAAUAUGUAUAUUAUGUACAUACUCAAGUACAUUUAAUAAAUUUGUAAUUAAGCUUGUAAUCGUCCCUAUUUAUUACAUAUACUUAACUUACUGUUCACGGUAGUGCACCAAAAACAAACAAAAAAUAUAUAUAAUGAUAAUUAAAAAAAAAAAAAA